AUAUCACACACAUAGGAGCAACAUUUCACUGUGUACCUGCAAGACCGAAUAGACACUGGCUACAGAAGGAAGAUGGGAUAAGAAACACUGUAAUGUUUUCGAAAGGGAAAUGGGAUCAAGAAAGUGGACCAAAAACGAAGCCUUUUAAGAAGAAAAUUUGUGCUUUGAAAAUGUUUUAUUUUUCUUGCUUUUUAUUUCUGUAUUCCUUUAUCAGCUUCAUUUAUUUAGAAGAUUACUUUAAAGAAACUUUUACCAAACAAAUUGGGCAAACCCAUGAAAGUAAAGUCUCUGAUCAGCGAAAUCCUCCCCCAAGAACAUAUUUGCCAUCAGAACAAACAACACACGUCCACCACACAUCCACCAGUCCUCCGUCUCCAAAUGCGUGUGGUGUUCUAGUGAAUGAUGAGCCUGUGAUUAAAGUUGUAACCACAUGUAACCAUAGUUCCUCGAGGGAAUGAGACGCUGCGUUGAAAUGCUACGGGGAACGUGUUUAGCGUGAGCGACUCUGAAUAUCAUGUGUAAUCUGUCUUAUAGAAGAGCGUGACGUCACGGGCGGGGUUGACGUAAGCGACCAGGAAGCUAUGAAGGCAAGAGACAUGCAGCCGGCAUCAGCUUCGAGUAUCAGCAAGCACUGCGUCAGAGACGCAGCAUCUCAUUCCCUCAAGGAACUAUGGUUACAUGCGUAACCUAGAGACGUUCCUCUUCAGGAGCUCUAGCUGUGUUGAAACGCUAUGAGGAACGAUGUGCCCACACUGCCAGACUACCAAAUCCCUGCCUAGUGUGUAUCCGAAGAGCACUGCUUAGGACAAGAGAACUGGACCUGGACUGACUGGCAUACGGCUAAUGGCUAACGGCUAUCCCACACAAGCCAUUCUAACUGGCAUAUCUAGGCCAUAGAAUUUUGCAAAUGUGGAAGGCGUGGACCACCCCGCAGCAUUGCAGAUGUCCAACAUGAACACACCUACUAGAAAGGCCUUGGGGAGCGCCAUACCCGGAGUAGAGUGAGCCUUGGCUCCCGACAGCAGGGGAAGACCAGAGGAAACUCAUAGGUGGUGUUGAUAGUCUCAACUAUCCAACGACUAAAAGUCUGCUUAGAUGUAGGAAAACCCCUUUUUGGGGGACCGUAGCAUACUAGCAAUUGGUCCGAUUUUCUCCACAGAGCAGCUCUGUGGACGUAUGCGUCCAGCGCUCGAACCGGACACAUACACUUUAGCUUCACUUAGCCAGGCUCCCGAAAGGGAGGAGGGCAGAAGGCCUGCAGCACUACAGGUCGUGGUAUGACUGAGGAAACCUUAGGAACAUAUCCCGCUCGAGGGUAUAUGAAGGCUUUGGCCAUGUCGGGCGCAAAGUCAAGAUAAGCAGGGGCCACUGAGAGGGCCUGAAGAUCUCCAACUCUCCUCACAGAGGUAAUAGCCGACAGAAAGGUAGAUUAGAUGUCUGUCUGAUAUAUAUUGUAUUGGCUAGAAUGGAGCUUUACAAAGAGCCUCUAACAACACAACCAAGUCCCACGGAGGAAUACGGGACCAUACUGGAGGUCUCAGCGUCAGUGUACUGCAGAGGAAACGUGAAACUAGGGGGUGUCUUCCCAAAGACUGACCAUUGAGCGGGACAUGGUAGGCCGCAAUGUCCGCCAGGUACACCUUCAGCAUGGAAUGGGUCAACCCUGCAGAGAACCUGGCUUGUAGAAACUCCAGUACUGUACCAACUGGGCAGUUACCUGGGUCAAGCUGACGGUCUCUGCACCAAAAGGUGAAGAGUUUCCACCUUAGGGCGUACAGUUUCAUCAUUGAGGGAGCUCUUGAUUGGAGGAUGGUCUCAACAACCUCGGUUGAGAGACCGGAUGCUAUGAGUUGUGUCCCUGCAGCACCACACCCACAGCUUCCACAACUCUGGGCGAGUGUGAAUUAUCAUGCCCUGCGCCUGUUAGAGUAGGUCUGUCCUGAUCGGUAUCUCCCAUGUAGAGCCAUUGAGGAGCGAGACCAGAUCUGCGAACCAUACUCGGCCCGGCCACAACGGGGCCGCUAGCAAUAGGCGGACAGCGUACCGGCGUACUCUCGCCAGAACUUCCGCGAGCAGGGCAAUAGGGGGAAAAGCGUACAGAUGAAGCCUCGGCCAGGUCUGUAUCAUAGUAUCCAGUCCCAGAGGAGCUGAAUGAGCUAGAGAGAACCAAAUGAGACAUUGCGAUGGCUCUUGAGUCACUUGAGCUUUGCCAAAGAUUCUCCAUAUCUGCUUCACCAUCUCGGGGUGAAGUUUCCAUUCCGCACCAACACAUGGUGACCUCUCAGGUCUGUGAGGAAGUGCUUUAAUGAUCAAUAAACUGCUAGCUCUAGACAAUUGAUAUGCCAUGUCAGAUAGCAACCACUCCACAGACCACGGGCAGGGUGGCCACUCAUGACCGCACCCCAACCAGUGGGAGAUGCAUCCAUCGCUAGUAUUACACAGCGACAAUAAGCUCCCAGCAUCGGGCACUGUAGAGGUCUCAUGUACAGCAGGCCAAAAGGUAUCACGUUGGACGCAGUUGCCAUCAGAUCCAACAAUCUCUGAAAUUGUUUGACAGUGAGUGACUGGCCUUAUUUGACUCUCUCGACUGACAAGAGAAUCGAAUUUGUACGAGCAGGGGACAAACGUGCCUGCAUCGUGGUCGAAUCCCACACUACACCUAGAUAGGUGGUUCUCUGGACUGGAGAAAGCACACUCUUCUUGGCGUUCAGUUUCAAACCCAACUCCCCCAUAUGUGCAAGAAUGACAUCUCAAUGUCGAACCGACACCUGCUCUGAUAGAGCUAAAAUCAGCCAAUCGUCAAUAUAAUUGAGUAACAUCGGAGUAACCCUGUUAAAUCUCGGCAGUGGAGAGCCGAACUGAAUACGGUAGCCUUUUUCUACUGUGCUGGACCCAUUGAGAUACAUUUGGCAGUAGUUUCCACGCUGCUAAAUAAUCUACUUAGGGGCGGCGAGAAUCUCAGCUCCGCUACGCAUGCGGCCAGAAAACACUGAGAACAUUGCUCGCAGGAGGCCGCUGCGCCCUGGAACUCUGGCAGGAUUGGCAGACCGACCCCUAGAGGGUGCUGAGGCAAGACGGGCACCGUGUAAUGUGGUGUACGCCGCUCUCCCAGUAGGAGCCACCAUCUGCACUCAUGACCGAAACAUGUCAGGCAGAGCCAUCUUCAACCCGUCCCCAGGCAUCUUAUGUUUGUGCAACUGCGAGCUCAUCGACGCCCUCCGUUUCAAUCUCCUCGGAGAAAGAAAGGCGGUGCAUCACGGCCGUCACUCGGGGGGAAGGACCGCAACUCGGGCUUCCGAACCUGGAGAUCGGGCAGUUCUGGCGGAUAAACGGAGGUCUUACGGGUUUGGAACGACAUGAGGAAUGGCCCACAAUGCCUCUCUGAAGUUAAUAUUGCCCAAACAUGAAUAAAAAAAGACUCAAUGUUUUAACACAGUAGUGUUGUAACUGUGUAUUCUGUGUCUGCUUGACACUGAGUUUGGAAAAAAAAAAUUCUGGGAUGGCUGGAAAAUAGGAAAUAUUGUUCCAAAAUUGCAAAAGAUGUCCACGGUGAAAAAUCCUCUGGUCAUGUCAUCGGAUAAUGAGAGUGAAGAUUAAUGUACAGAGCUCUUCAAAUUCUUACUACAUUGCUGCCCCCCACUGCAUCAGGAAGGAGCAAAUGGCCCUUCCUUGUCUCUUGGACAUUAAGCCAAUGUGCAGAGAAGCAUGACAUGCACAAAAGAAACCCUGGUCUGUUUGCAAGAGAGAACCACAUCUCUGCUAAAUCGUUACACUUUACCCAGUGAUGAAUUGCAGACUUUGACGAAAGAUUUCGAAAGAGGACAAAAUAUGUUUGAGGAAGUUGAUACUCCCUACAAAAUGACCAUGUAUUUGGCUGAAAACCACUCUUUUAUCGAGCCCACAGAAAUCUUCGUUGGAAGCAGAGGUGACACUGCAAGAAAGCAAGGGAAAUGGGAUGUGAAAUAUGAACUACUAGAAAGUGGAUCAAAAACAAAGCAUUCUACGAAGAAUAUUUGGGUUCUGAAGAUUUUUUUUCUUUCUUGCAUUUUAUUUGUGGUUUUCUGUAUAAUCUUUAUUUAUUUAGAAGAUUACUUUAAAGCAACUUUUACCAAACAAAUUGGGCAAGCCCAUGAAAGUAAAGACUCUGUUCAACCAAAUGCUCCCCCAAGCACUCAUUUGCCAUUGGAACAAACAACACACAUCCACCACACAUCCACCAGUCCUCCGUCUCCAAAUGCGUGUGGUGUUCAAGUGAAGGACGGGCCUCUGAUUAAAGUGGACCAUCAUAACACUUAUGUGAUCGGCUCUUAUGUGGAUCAUCGUCUCAGAGAGAAACAGAUAAAGUCUAUCGCCAUUGUUCUCCGACAUGAGCCGGCCACGUACAGCUGUGUGAUGUGCUGUGAUGGGAGGAUCGUGACAUCGAAUGCCCAAUGCUCGAUUCAUUCUGACCACUUCAACUAUGAUUACGGCGCUGCUACCAUCACGUGCCCAAUCAGCAGCAGGUGUUUGACACCGACACAUGUUGCAAUUACAGCCGGUGGCGUCUCGGGGAGAGUAACAUCCUUUCAAUCUGUUAGAAACAGAGACGUUCCAAUAACCUUCCCGUAUGAUUUUACAGUCUGUCACUGUGUUAUGUACGACUACAAGAAUGUGUUGAUGUUAGUCGAGUCCAUAGAGAUGUCCAGACUGCUUGGUGCUCAAAGGGUGGUGAUUUAUAAAACCAACUGCGAUUCAGACACACAGAAGGUUCUGGACUAUUAUGAGAAAAGCGGUUUCGUGGAGAUCAUCCCGUGGACGAUUAAAAACCACAUUAACGUGUCUAAAGGCUGGAAGAUCGAUAUAGCACCAGGUCAGCUGCAGUACUACGGGCAAAUCCCUGCACUUAAUGACUGUGUUUUUCGUUAUAUGUACCAAACUCGCUAUCUGGCUCUACAAGACAUGGAUGAAUUUAUUCUGCCUAUCAAAGAGAAAACCUGGAGAGAACUGUUUCCAUUGCUAGAGCAUCUGUACGGUACUGAUGUGGGCUUUGAGUUUGAGAAUAAUCAAUUCCCAAUGACUGCAAAGCUUCAUCUUGAACACAACGUGGAAGCAUGGAAGCAUGUAAAGGGAAUAAAUAUUUUAAAUUAUAUCGAACGAGAACCCAUCAACCCCAGUGCUUUCAACAAUUACAAGGUCAUAGUAAAUCCUCGUCUGGUUCAGAAGGUUACCGUCCAUGGCUUGCUGGAAACUGCGAACGGAAAGCCCACGGUCCGAGUGAAUAAAGACAUUGCUCGCAUGUACCACUUCAAAAACUACACAUUCCCACCGAACACAAACCUUAUAACAGACAGUCAUCUCUGGGAUUACACCAAUAAACUUGAACCAGCAGUUUCUGAAGUUCUACAGGACUGUGGAUUAUUGAAGCCUAGAUAGUUGUCUUGAAGUACUGUCUAUCACAGGUUUACAAAAAAAAAAAAAAAAAAAAGUAAAAUAAACUUGAAAAAGCCUGGCUGUAUGUGGAUGAUAUGCAUGGGGAACGUGUGAGUGGUUUGUUUGUUUGUUUGUUUGUUCACCUUUAUUUGAUUUGAGUGCUUGAAAAGAACUCUCCUGUAAAUAGAGUUCAUGUGCCAAACACGAUAUGUUGAAAGCUUUCCCACUCAAAUGAGCUUGAGACGCAACAGAAACUGGAAAAUCAGCCUUUACACAUUUCUACAAGUUACACACUACCUGUAUAUAGAUAUUGAAUUCGGAAGAGGGAUAAAUUACUAUUUUUCUCCGAUAAUCAUCUUCAUCGGUGCAUACAAACAAUUACAGCUCAGGGCUUUAAGGAAAGUGUACAUUUAUCCAUUUUUUUUUUAUUCAGAAUAGUAAAAGCUAGGACAGGAAGGCAUCUAGGGAUAAUGAGAGCAUAGAAAAAGUGAAAGCAUAGAGGUUUUAUAACUAUUUU
This is a messenger RNA of Carassius auratus (goldfish), 5926 nucleotides long. RefSeq lists its product as uncharacterized. NCBI's taxonomy places the organism in Eukaryota, Metazoa, Chordata, Actinopteri, Cypriniformes, Cyprinidae. The record is from RefSeq and is a predicted model, not a curated record. The coding region runs from base 3706 to 5412 and encodes 568 amino acids. Gene Ontology annotation, cellular component: cytoplasm. The transcript has 8 exons. Gene Ontology annotation, molecular function: glycosyltransferase activity.